AUGUCUGCACCGUCGGCAGAUGAAUCCCAGCCGCCCGCCUUCAACUACGUCCUGGGCUUCCUGCUGGUCGGCAUCGCCUGGGGCUUCACGACGCCCUUUAUCCGCCGCGCCGCGCGCGACCACGACCCUCCCGCCCAUCCGACGCUAGACCGCGACGACGUAAAGUCGAGCUGGCUGAAGAGCAAGGUGUACGGCGCCUUCUUUGCCGUGCUGGACCUCUUGAAGAAUCCCCGAUAUGCCGUACCGCUCCUCAUCAACCUGACUGGCAGCGUGUGGUUCUUUUUGUUGAUCGGACAGGCCGAGCUGAGCUUGACGGUACCCAUUGUGAACACUCUCGCUUUUCUAUUUACGGUGUUAGGAGACUGGUGGGUUGAAAAGAAGGUCAUUGAUAGAAAUACGUGGAUGGGAAUGAUCCUAUCCUUGGGCGGAAUCGCGUUAUGUGUACAUAGCAAAUCAGGCUGA
Messenger RNA from Pestalotiopsis fici W106-1, 462 nucleotides. RefSeq lists its product as uncharacterized. The record is from RefSeq and is a predicted model, not a curated record. NCBI's taxonomy places the organism in Eukaryota, Fungi, Ascomycota, Sordariomycetes, Amphisphaeriales, Sporocadaceae. The transcript has 3 exons. The coding region runs from base 1 to 462 and encodes 153 amino acids.